Oreochromis aureus is the source of this 13513-nucleotide messenger RNA. Its product is annotated as CUB and sushi domain-containing protein 3-like. The record is from RefSeq and is a predicted model, not a curated record. Gene Ontology annotation, biological process: regulation of dendrite development. The coding region runs from base 363 to 11219 and encodes 3618 amino acids. NCBI's taxonomy places the organism in Eukaryota, Metazoa, Chordata, Actinopteri, Cichliformes, Cichlidae. The transcript is spliced from 70 exons.
CUUUCCUCUCUCACUCUGCCUGGCUCAAUUGCCGAUCGAUAAAGCCAGCAUUCAAACUGUAGACCAGACUCUUCUUCGUCCUCAGCCGGUUUUUAGAGAUUCAAAGGGAAAUAUGUUGAACGGCAGACACAAGAGCGCGCCAGCAGAGAUCUUCGCACUUGAUGCCCCUCUCAGUAGAGAUGGUUGAGCCCUCGUCCAGGUUGCUGUGGUCCUAUCCUAAAAUUCAGUCUUGCUCACUUCUCUCCUAUCAGCUGACAAAGCGCGGCGGGCGGCUCUGCCUGUUUCUCCUCUGAGAAGGGAAUCUACUUAAACCCCCACAGAAAGAGAAAACUGGCCAUAGGUUACAUGUUUUAGUUGUGAACAUGAAGGGGAUUUACAGAGACGGAUACUACGACGGAUCUAUUGAACUACGGGACGUUUUCAACAGGAGAUGCGUUAAAUGUGGCAGAAGGGACUUUGUUCAAGCCAAAACGAUGAGGAUUAGAACGGGGAUUGUUUUUUGGAACCUCGUCUUCUCACUGAUGUUCACUUGUGUGAAAGGUUUUAUCCAUUCUUGUGGAGGCACUUUAAAAGGCAGGAAUGGGACAAUAGAAAGUCCUGGCUUUCCAUAUGGAUAUCCAAAUGGAGCGAACUGUACCUGGGUGAUUGUUGCUGAGGAGGGGAACAGGAUUCAUAUAGUUUUUCAAUCUUUCGCUGUGGAGGAGGAAUAUGACUUUUUAUCUUUGUAUGACGGGCAUCCACACCCGGCUAACUUCAGAACGAGGUUAACAGGAUUUACCAUCCCUCCACCUGUUACCAGUUCUGGCUCUAUUUUUUCCCUGAGGCUUACCAGUGACUUUGCAGUAAGCGCUCAUGGAUUUAAGGCAGCUUAUGAAGAGCUGAGAAGCAGCUCGUGUGGAAACCCAGGAGUUCCACCCAAAGGCAUACUGAAUGGAACUCAGUUCAACGUAGGUGACAAGAUCCGCUACCGAUGUGUCACAGGUUAUGUCCUUGAUGGGCAUUCGCUCCUCACCUGUGUCACCAAUGCAGCUGGCGUGUCAGUGUGGGACUUCCCGGUGCCAAUCUGCAGAGCGGAGGACACAUGCGGUGGCACCCUGAGGGGCUCCAGCGGGCUCAUCUCCAGCUUCGAUUUCCCCAGUGGUGAGUCCCCCAGCACUGGCGGAAGCGGAGGUGCUGGGGGCCUGGGCAGCAGCGGGGAGUGCAAGUGGACCAUCCUGGCAGAUCCGGGAGACACUAUUUCUCUGGUGUUUACUGAAUUUCAAAUGGAGGAGAAGUCAGAUUAUCUGGAAAUCGAGGGAUCUGAACCGCCGACCAUCUGGCUAACUGGAAUGAAUAUUCCAGCACCCAUCAUUAGCAACAAAAACUGGUUACGACUGCAUUUUGUGACGGAGAGCAACCACCGCCACAAAGGCUUCAGGGCUCAGUAUCAAGUGAAAAGCUCUGGAGAGCUUAAAUCCAGAGGGGUAAAAUUAUUACCAGGAAAGGACAACACUAACAAACUGUCUUUGAUGAAUGAAGGAGGAAUCAAACAGGUGUCUAAUUACUGCCCUGACCCAGGGGAGCCGGAAAACGGCAAACGGAUAGGCUCCGAUUUCAGCAUCGGAGCAACUGCUCAAUUUACCUGCGAUGAAGACCAUGUGCUGCAGGGUUCGAAAACGAUUACCUGCCAGCGCGUUGCCGAAGUCUUCGCUGCUUGGAGCGACCACAGACCCGUCUGCAAGGUGAAAACCUGCGGGUCGAAUCUACAGGGACCGUCGGGGACGUUUACAUCCCCUAACUUUCCUAUCCAAUAUGAGAGUAACUCACAGUGUGUGUGGAUCAUCACUGCCAGUGAUCCAAACAAGGUCAUUCAGAUCAACUUUGAAGAAUUCGACCUAGAAAUUGGGUAUGAUUCCCUAACUAUUGGAGAUGGAGGGGAAGUAGGUGACUCUAAAACAAUCAUUCAAGUGCUCACUGGGAGCUUUGUCCCAGACCUAAUUGUCAGCAUGUCCCAUCAGAUGUGGCUUCACCUCCAGUCUGAUGAGAGUGUUGGCUCAAUUGGAUUCAAGAUCAACUACAAAGAAAUUGACAAAGAGAGUUGUGGCGACCCCGGUACACCUCUGUAUGGCUAUCAAGAGGGAACUGGUUUUUUAAAUGGAGAUGUUUUACGCUUUGAAUGCCAAUUUGGAUUUGAGCUCAUUGGGGAAAGGAUGAUCACCUGCCAGAACAACAAUCAGUGGUCAGCUAAUAUCCCCAUCUGCAUCUUUCCCUGUUUCUCUAACUUCACUGCGCCCAUGGGGACGGUGUUGUCUCCAGACUAUCCAGAAGGCUACGGGAACAACCUUAACUGUGUUUGGCUGAUUAUCUCUGAGCCUGGCUCCAGGAUCCAUUUGGCCUUCAAUGACUUUGAUUUGGAGCCUCCUUACGACUUUCUUACUAUCAAAGAUGGGGAUCAGUCAGGAGCCACAAUACUAGGACGCUUCUCAGGGGCUGAAGUUCCUUCCCACCUGACAUCCAAUAGCAACGUUUUGCAGCUCGAGUUUCAGGCCGAUCACUCGAUGUCUGGGCGAGGGUUCAACAUUACCUAUAGCACUUUUGGGCAUAAUGAGUGCCCUGACCCUGGCAUACCGUUGAACGCUAGGCGCUUUGGGGACAGUUUCCAGCUGGGGAGCUCCAUCUCUGUUGUUUGCGAGGAUGGCUUUAUCAAGACACAGGGAGCUGACACCAUCACAUGCCAUCUGGAAGAAGGCAAGGUGAUGUGGAGUGGACUCAUUCCCAAAUGUGAAGCUCCUUGUGGAGGACACUACUCAGGGCCAUCUGGUGUCAUCCUCUCCCCCGGGUGGCCAGGCUACUACAAAGAUUCCUUGAGUUGUGAGUGGGUCAUUGAGGCCGAGCUGGGACGCUCCAUCAAGAUUAGCUUUGACAGGUUCCAGACUGAGCUCAGUUAUGACUUCCUGGAGGUUCACGAUGGUCCCAACCUGCUCUCUCCUCUGAUUGGCUCUUUUAAUGGAACCCAGGUCCCUCAGUUCCUGUUCAGCAGUAGUAACUUCCUGUAUCUGCUCUUUACCACCGAUAACAGUCGAUCAAACAGUGGCUUCAAGAUCUUCUAUGAAGUGGUCACAUUGGACACAUACUCCUGUAUGGAUCCUGGUAUCCCAGUAAAUGGCUUUCGGUUAAGCCACGACCUGUCCAUCGGCUCAACUGUGACCUUCCAGUGUGACCCAGGAUAUAGACUGAGCCACGAGGAGCCUCUAGUUUGCGAGAAGAACCACUUUUGGAGCCACCCACUGCCCACUUGUGAUGCAUCAUGUGGUGGUGAUAUCAGGGGACCUGGAGGGAUCAUCUUAUCACCUGGCUACCCUGAGCUGUAUCCUAACUCUCUAAAUUGCACAUGGACUGUAGAAGUCAGCCAUGGAAAAGGUGUCCAAUUCACUUUUCACUCCUUCCACCUGGAGGAUCACCAUGACUACCUUCUGAUAACAGAAAACGGCAGCUUCGCUCAGCCACUCGCUCGCCUGACUGGCUCUGAGAGGCCUGCACCAAUUAAUGCUGGCCUGUAUGGCAACUUCAAGGCGCAGCUACGCUUCAUUUCUGACUUCUCCAUAUCGCUGCAGGGAUUCAACAUUUCCUUCUCAGAGUACGAUCUUGAACCUUGCGAGGACCCUGGAACGCCUCGGUACGGCUGGCACACGGGCUCCAAGUUUGGCAUUGGCGACUCUUUGUCGUUCUACUGCAAUACGGGCUAUCGUCUACAGGGGGCGAGGGAGAUUGUGUGCCUGGGAGGUGGGCGGCGCAUGUGGAGUGCCCCUCUGCCAAGGUGUGUGGCUGAGUGCGGUUCAACAGUCUCCAACAAUGAGGGAGUUCUUUUGUCCCCCAACUAUCCAAUGAACUAUGACAACAGCCACGAGUGCGUGUACAGCAUUCAGGUCCAAACAGGAAAAGGCAUCAACAUCACUGCCAGCACCUUUGAGCUUGCUCAAGGUGAUGUUCUCAAGCUGUAUGACGGUAAAGAUGGGGCAGCGCCACUGCUUGGCACAUACACGAGCACGCUGAUGCAAGGUCUGUCCCUUACCAGCACUUCCAACUAUCUGUGGCUUGAGUUCUACUCUGACCAUGAGAAGACGGCUGCAGGUUUCCGGCUCAUAUACCACAGUUUUGAGCUGUCCCACUGUGACGAUCCAGGUGUGCCACAGUUUGGCUUCAAAAUCAGUGACCAGGGUCACUUUGCUGGAGGUGCCAUCACGUUUGGCUGUGACCAAGGUUACACUCUGCACGGCUUUGGCAUGCUAAAGUGCAUGACUGGUGAAAGAAGAGCGUGGGACAACCCUCUUCCUUCAUGUAUAGCGGAGUGUGGUGGCAGUUUUAAGGGUGAGUCUACUGGGCGUAUCCUCUCUCCUGGCUAUCCCUUCCCCUAUGACAACAACCUGAGAUGUACCUGGACAAUCGAGGUCAAUUCUGGCAACAUCGUCAGCCUCCAGUUUCUUGCAUUCGACACGGAGGCGUCCCAUGACAUCCUGAAGGUUUGGGAUGGGCCUCCUGAGAAUGAAAUGUCUCUGAAGGAAGUUAGUGGCUCACUGCUGCCUGAAGGAAUCCACUCGACUCUCAACAUCGUCACCAUUCAGUUUGAGACUGAUUUUUACAUCACCAAGUCUGGCUUUGCCAUUGACUUCUCAAGUUCGCUUGCAACAGCCUGCAGAGAUCCAGGUAUUCCCAUGAAUGGCAGUCGCAACGGAGAAGGGCGGGAGCCGGGUGACUCUGUGACCUUCUCCUGUGAUCCGGGAUAUGAAUUGCAGGGAGAGAGCAGAAUCACCUGCAUCCAAGUGGAAAAUAGAUACUACUGGCAACCCAGCCCUCCAAGCUGCAUUGCUCCUUGUGGUGGGAAUGUGACAGGGUCUUCAGGAUUCAUCCUUUCUCCCAACUACCCCCAUCCCUACCCACACAGCAAAGACUGUGACUGGCUUAUCGCAGUUCACUCUGACUAUGUCAUCUCCCUGGCUUUCAUCAGCUUCAGUAUUGAGCCAAACUAUGAUUUCUUGUACAUCUACGAUGGGCCAGACAGCAGCGCCCAUCUGAUUGGCAGCUUCCAAGACAGUAAACUUCCUGAGAAGAUUGAGAGCACUUCCAACUUCAUGUACUUGGCAUUUCGUAGCGACGGCUCUGUGAGCUACACUGGCUUUCAUUUGGAAUACAAAGCUAAACUGCGGGAGGCAUGUUUUGAUCCCGGGAAUGUGAUGAAUGGCACUAGAAUGGGUACUGACUACAAGCUGGGAUCUAUGGUGACAUUUCAUUGCGAGGCUGGCUACCUGCUGCAGGGCUACUCGACACUGACGUGUGUCAUGGGCAACAGCAAGAGACCCGAGUGGGACAGAGCUAAACCAAGUUGUCAAGCUCCCUGCGGAGGUCACUUCACAGGUUCAGAGGGAACUGUGCUGUCCCCAAACUACCCGCAUAAUUACACCAUAGGGCAGACCUGUGUCUAUGACAUCUUUGUCCCUGGGGACUUUGUUCUCUUUGGUCAGUUUGUGGUAUUCCAGACUUUGACCAGCGAUGUGGUCGAGAUCUAUGAUGGUUCUUCAACAGAUUCAGCCCUUCUCUCUUCCAUAUAUGGAUCACACUCAGGCGAGACCCUACCUUUGAGUUCAGGAAACAAGAUCAUGCUAAAGUUUACCACAAAUGGAACAGAAACAGCCAAAGGAUUUCAUUUUGUUUACCAAGCUGUCCCUCGGACAAGCGCCACUCAGUGUAGCUCAGUCCCUGAGCCCCGCUUUGGGAAGCGGAUAGGGAAUGACUUUGGCAUCGGUAUGGCGGUACUGUUUGAAUGCAGUCCAGGCUACACGCUGCACGGCUCCAACGCCAUCAGGUGCGAGGCUGUGCCCAAUGCCCUGGCCCAGUGGAACGGCACUGUGCCCACAUGUGUUGUUCCCUGUGGUGGAGUAUUAACUGAACGCAAGGGUACUAUCCUCUCUCCCGGAUAUCCAGAUCCAUAUGCCAACUAUUUAAACUGUGCCUGGAAAAUCUCUGUUCCUGAGGGAGCCGGCAUCCAGAUUCAGGUCGUGACCUUUGCCACAGAACACAACUGGGAUUCGCUGGAUUUUUUUGAUGGCGUUGAUGGCAACGCCCCAAGGCUUGGUAGCUACUCAGGUACAACAAUUCCCCAACUGCUGAACAGCACAUCCAACAACCUGUACCUGACCUUCCAGUCUGACAUCAGUGUAUCUGCCGCCGGCUUCCACUUGGAGUACACAGCAAUAGGUUUGGAUUCGUGUCCAGAGCCGCUGCCUCCCAGUAAUGGCCGAAAAGUUGGAGAUCGUUACACUGUGGGUGACAUGGUUUCCUUCCAAUGCGAUCAAGGCUUUUCACUACAGGGUAAUGCAUAUAUUACCUGCAUGCCUGGUCCUGUCAGAAGAUGGAAUUACCCCGUACCUCUGUGCUUAGCUCAGUGUGGCGGCUCUAUGACAGACUUCAGCGGCGUCAUCCUCAGCCCAGGCUUUCCAGGGAAUUACCAAAGCAGCCUGGACUGCAGCUGGAGAGUUCAACUCCCUAUUGGCUUCGGGAUCCAUCUCCAGUUUCUGAACUUCUCCACAGAGCCUGUUCAUGACUAUUUGGAGAUCCGCAGUGGGAGCCUUGAGACAGGAACAGUGAUUGAUCGGUUCAGUGGCCCCACGCUGCCCAAUCCUCUCUUCAGCACCACCCAUGAGACUACUCUGUUCUUCCAUAGCGACUACUCCCAGAACAAGCCCGGCUUCCACAUUGUCUACCAGGCAUAUGAGCUACAGAGGUGCCCAGACCCACGGCCGUUUCGUAACGGCAUAGUGAUCGGACAGGACUACAGCGUGGGGAUGACGAUUUCCUUUGAGUGCCUGCCAGGUUACACUCUUCUUGGAGAACAGUCGCUCACAUGUCUGCAUGGAAUCAGCAGAAACUGGAACCACCCCAUCCCCCGCUGUGAAGCUCUGUGUGGUGGGAAUAUAACAUCCAUGAAUGGCACAAUUUACUCUCCUGGACACCCAGCCGAGUAUCCACACUUCCAGGACUGCAUGUGGACCGUCAGAGUACCCCCUGGGUACGGCAUCUACAUAAAUUUCUCCGUUAUCAAUACCGAGCCAAUCUACGACUACAUCACUGUGUGGGACGGACCUGACCAGAGCUCACCCCAAAUCGGUCAGUUUAGUGGCAGCUCUGUACAGGAGGGCGUGUCCACCACUGCCAAUCAGGUCCUCAUCAAGUUCCACAGCGACUUCAGCACCAGCGGCUUCUUUGAGCUGCAUUAUUUCGCGUACCAGCUGAGAACAUGUCAGCCACCCCCUCCUGUUGCCAACGCCACUAUCUUAACAGAAGAUGAUGAGUUUGAAAUAGGGGACAUUAUUCGGUACACGUGCCAGCCAGGCUUCACCUUGGUGGGCAGUGAAAUUCUGACCUGUCGACUUGGAGAAAGGCUACAGAUGGAUGGACCUCCACCAGUCUGUCAAGUCCAAUGCCCGGCCCACGAGGUCCGUUUUGACUCAACAGGAGUAAUCUUAAGCCCGGGUUAUCCCGAUAACUACCCCAAUCUUCAGAUGUGCUCCUGGCUGAUCAACGUGGAGAAGGGCUACAACAUCACUUUGCACUUUGAACUCUUCCAGACAGAAAAAGAGUUUGACAUCUUGGAAAUAUUUGAUGGUCCCAACAUCUACAGUCAGAGCCUCUCAUCACUCAGUGGUGAUAUUGAAACACCCUUCAGCCUGACCACCACAGGCCACCAGCUCCUCCUGCGCUGGUCCUCUGACCAUGGCACCAACCGCCGCGGCUUCCACAUCAGAUAUGUGGCCAUGUACUGCAGUACUCCAGACUCUCCACAACAUGGCUUUGUAGUGAGCCAGACCGGGGGUCAUCUUAACAGCGUGGUGCGCUGGGCCUGCGACAGGGGGUACAAGCUCAUUGGGAAGGGCACAGCUGUGUGCAAGAAGACCACCUAUGGCUACUACGCCUGGGACGCGCCAGUUCCUGCAUGUCAAGCUGUGUCAUGCGGUGUGCCCAAUGCGCCAGCGAACGGAGGUGUGCUCACUGCUGAUUACUCCGUCGGCACACGGGCGACCUACUUCUGUAACGGCGGUUACCGGCUCUCCAAAGAGCUGACGACCACAGUCUGCCAGCCAGACGGCACCUGGAGCAAUCACAACAAGAUACCCCGAUGCUUUGUGAUGCCAUGCCCCAGCCUUAGCCCGUUUUCCCUCGAUCACGGGAAAUGGAGGAUAGUCAAUGGCUCGCACUAUGAGUAUGGGACGAAAAUAAUCUUCACCUGCAACCCUGGAUACUAUCGUGUGGGCCCCGCCCACAUCCAGUGCCUCGCAAACGGAGUGUGGAGCUGGAGGAACGAGAGGCCUCGGUGUAGAAUCAUUUCCUGUGGUGAGCUUCCCACUCCUCCUAAUGGGAAGAAAAUUGGGACCCAAACUACCUUCGGAGCAUCAGCCAUUUUCAGCUGUAACCCUGGCUAUGUUUUAACUGGAUCUACAGUUAGAGAGUGUCUCCUGUCUGGCCUUUGGAGUGGAAUGGAGACUCAGUGCCUGGCCGGUCAUUGUGGCGUUCCAGAGCAGAUUGUGAACGGACAGGUGAUUGGAGAAAACUAUGGUUACAGAGACACGGUGGUUUACCAGUGCAACCCUGGAUUUAGGCUCAUUGGCUCCUCAGUACGAAUCUGUCAGCAAGACCACAGCUGGUCUGGACAUCUGCCAGUGUGUAUCUCUGUCACAUGCGGCCACCCUGGUAGCCCUAUCUAUGGCCGCACCACAGGCGAUGGCUUCAACUACAAUGAUGUGGUGCACUUCUCCUGCAACAAAGGUUACACCUUGGAAGGACCCUCCACAGCUCAGUGCCAGGCCAACCGUCAGUGGAGCCACCAGCCACCAACUUGCAGGGUGGUUAACUGCACGGAUCCAGGUAUUCCUGCCAACUCGAUCCGGGAAAGUAAGAUUGAGCACGGUAACUUCACAUUCGGCAGCGUCGUCUUCUACGAUUGCAACCCUGGAUAUUACCUCUUCGGCUCCUCGGUGCUCACCUGCCAGCCGGUGGGCCAGUGGGACAAACCAUUACCGGAAUGCAUUGAAGUGGACUGUGGUCAUCCAGGUAUACCUCCGCACGCAGUCAUGAGUGGGGAGAAGUUUACAUUUGGAUCCACAGUGCGCUACUCAUGCCUCGGAGACCGCCAGCUAAUAGGAGACUCAUCACUCACCUGUCAACUGAAUGGACACUGGAGUGGUCCACUGCCCCACUGCUCAGGUGACUCGACAGGCACCUGUGGGGAUCCAGGCACACCUGCCCAUGCCAGCAGGGAGGCAGGGAACUUCAAAGUGCGCAGCAAAGUGCGCUUUACCUGCGCAGUGGGACAUACACUGUAUGGCUCAGCAGAGAGGAUCUGCUUCCCCAAUGGGACCUGGUCUGGCAAACAGCCGUUCUGCAAACCGGUACAGUGCGGGAAUCCAGGUACCCCGGCUCACGGUCGUAUUUCCCGUUUGGAUGGCACAACCUUCUCCCACUCUAUCGUGUAUUCGUGUAUGGAAGGAUAUUUCCUCACUGGUUCGCCUACACGCCAGUGUCUGGCAAAUGGCACAUGGUCUGGCACAGCUCCAAACUGCACAAUGAUCACCUGUGGCGAUCCCGGUAUCCCAGCAAAUGGACUCAGGUUUGGCGACGACACCACAGUGGGCCAGAAUGUGACGUUCAUGUGCCAACUGGGGUAUGUGAUGGUGGGAGGGGACAACGCUUUCACCAGGACCUGCACCAGCAAUGGGACGUGGAGUGGAACCAUGCCAGCAUGUCAAGUGGUGACAUGUCCUACACCCCCAUCCAUCCCCAACGGCCUCCUUGAGGGCUCAGUCCUGGAGUGGGGAACCAGCGUGAGUUACACCUGUUUACCCGGCUAUGAGCUGUCUUUUCCUGCUGUGCUAACCUGCACAGGGAACGGGACGUGGAACGGAGACUUGCCUCAGUGCUUGCCCAAGUUCUGCGGUGAUCCUGGGACGCCUCCCAAAGGAAGGCGAGAAGGACGCAGUUUCAUCUUCAAGUCAGAGGUCACGUUUAGCUGCAGUGCCCCCUACGUGCUGGUGGGGUCAACAACUCGCAUGUGCCAGGAAGACGGGACCUGGAGCGGAUCUCAGCCCCGAUGUAUAGAGCCCACGAGAAGCACGUGUGAAAACCCGGGGACACCUGAGCAUGGCUUCAUGAAUUACUCAACAGGUUUUAAGGUGGGCAGCAGAGUCGACUUCCAGUGCCAGCAGGGACACAUACUGCAGGGCUCCACCACAAGGCUCUGUUUGCCGGAUCUCACCUGGACUGGCACCCAGCCAGCCUGCAUCUCUCACUCCUGCAAGCAGCCGCGGAGCCCAGCCAACGCUGACGUCAUGGGUCUAGACCUGCCUUCGUACGGCUACACCCUGGUGUACACCUGUCAGCCAGGUUAUUUCCUCUCCGGAGGUUCAGAGCACCGUGUCUGCCGCUCCGACGGCAGCUGGACUGGCAAGGUGCCCGUGUGCAGAGCCGGUUCCAAAUCGCAUGAGAAAACUGUCAAACAUAUACCGGGAACACCAAGCCCUAAAAUAAACGUUCCCGAUGACGUCUUUGCGCCUGAUUUCAUCUGGAAGGGUUCGUAUGAUUACAAGGGCCAAAAGCAGCCAAUGACUUUAACAGUCACCAGCUUUAAUGCCACAACGGGGAAAGUCAAUGUAACUUUAAGAGACAGUAGCAUGGAGUUUCUGCUCUCUGGAGUCUACAAACGCCAGGAGGCACGGCUAAUGCUCCUGCUGUACCAGAUGAGAGCAGUGGCCCACAGCUCCUUGAGCAGGAUUACUGAUGAGACCUGGGCAAUGGACGGAUUUGUUUCAGCUGAGCCUGAGGGCGGUAGCUAUGUGUUCCAAGGCUUCAUACAGAGUAAAGACUACGGACAGUUUGGGCUACAGCGACUUGGUUUGAGCGUGAGAGAGAACGUUACGCUCACCGACCCUGAAACCAGCGGCUCCACCAACAGCAGUUCUGUCGCCGUCGCCAUCCUCGUGCCUUUCUUUGCUCUCAUCUUUGCAGGCCUCGGUUUCUAUCUCUACAAGCAGCGGAAAACAGAUAAAGCGCAGUACACAGGAUGCUCUGUCCACGAGAACAACAAUGGACAGGCCACUUUUGAGAAUCCCAUGUAUAACACGAACACAAAAGCUGCUGAGGGGAAAGUUGUCCGCUUUGACCCCAAUCUCAACACCAUCUGCACCAUGGUUUGAUGUCUAUUGAGUAUGAGAAAAAGGGCCGGAGAAUACAACCUCUCCGGGUUUGCUUCACGUGACUAUAUAUAGACAUAUUUAUAUAUUUCCCAGUUUCUAAAGUCACCGAAUUGCUCAGAAACAUAAAGCACACUUUCAGCAACACUUUAAGGUGGUUGCGAUCGAUCGUAUACACAAAGUAAAAGAUGAAAGAGUGAGGAAGGGUAGGUACCGCACCUAUUCAGAUCUUCCCCUAGUCUGGCGAAGAGAAGUGUUUUUUUGCACUCUGUGAGUGUUGGCUUUAUGAAUAAAAGAGCCUGCGGCAUAUAGAUAAAAUAGAGUAUUUUAUACUCUGUAGUAUAAAUAUAGAGGGGUUAUUUCGCAAUGCCAAAUGAAAAAUUUAAUGUUUUCUGUUACAACAAAAAAAAAAAGAAAAAACUAAACAAAAAAACAAAACAGCCCAGAUCUACGCUGUUUUGUUUGCUUUCGUCUUAGUCUUACAUCAUCCUGAUGAGAAUUAUUUUUCUGUCAUGGAGGUGAGGAGCCUCUCAACUGUGAGUUGAUCAAUCUAAUCUGUUUUCUGUUUUCCAAGCAGCGGGGUGUGUAAGCGCAGAUGAAGUGGUAGAAGAGAAACAGCCUCUCUUUGAAUAGCGUCGAUGCUGAAGUCUGUUCAAAGUUAUAUGGUCAAUUAUACCUCUUAAUUGGGUGGUACCUCCUACUGAGGAAAUGUAUGGCCAGGGAUUUAAUUACCGAGGUGCAGUACACUUUUCCGAGUGCCACUGGGAAGGCCUAGGCUUCUGACGACAACAGAGGGCAUUUUCUUCACCAGAGAUAUAGUUAGCAUUAGUAUUUAUUGAUGUUUGCAAUGAAUUUGUUUUUGACUGAAAUGUUUGCACAGUUCGACAAGGCCAACCGUUCUGUACUUGUCAGUGAAUUGGUGAUGUGGGGACUUAUUAAACUGGUAGCUAGGUUUUCCGCUGAUGGUUUUUGCCUCUCAGAAUAACUUUGUGCCCCAAAUGAGCCAAAUCUGGAGUGAAGCAACCCCCGGCCUUGAGCCUGUAUAUAUCAAGAAUUUCAAAGUAGGAGUUGCUUGCCUAAUUAGUUCAGCUUUUCUUAAAAAAACAAGGUCAAGAAUAACUACACUGCACAGAACGUACAACUGGCCAGGUUUCCCAGAAGUUUAUUUAAGCCUGGAAGUCAGUAAAUUGCGCAAUGAUAUGUGAGUGGGCAGUCUGAGCCUUUUAUUAUGUUAAUCAAUAUUUUGACAGCCUUAUGUUAGAGUAACUCCUAAACAAAAUAAGUGCAACUACCCCAUCAUCUCUAAUUUUCAGAGCGGUGUGUGUUCUACAAUUCUUUUGGGAAACCGUGCCUUAGUCAGUAUAUUCUUUAUUCGUACUCCUACUCUAAGACACUUGAUGAAUACACGGCCUUGGCCUGUUUUAUUAACACUGAAACAAUUUUUUUUUGUAAUCUCUUAUGAAACCAUCAGCUUCUGCCAACAAAUGUACAGUAUACACAAGAAUUUGCACACUUAAACAUGAACCAUCAUCCGUUUUGAACUCCCAUCCAAGACCAGUUAUGUUUUAAAUAUUUAAAAAAGAAUAGAAUUUGACACUGUCAUCACAUUUCUACAUCAUUGCAGUGCCUUGAAUACUGUAUGGGCAUGUGUUUUUUAAGAAAGACAUUACAUAUAUUGCAUUAGUAAAACUGCACACUGGUGUAAUUUAUCUGCACAGUUUGCAAUGAUUUAGCAGAGUGAUGUCAGAGGGUUUAUCUGUGACGAGGCAUCAAAAAGCAGCUCAUAGUUUCAUAACUGUGCAUGUUGGCAAAAAGUGAUCCAGUAUAGCAAUUGCUGCUAUAGUACUUUGUACCACUACGUUGACUCCUGUCAUUGCUAUUCCAUUUUGUACAUUUAUACAGUUUUGAUACUUGAUGGCAUUCUUUGGCAAGAUGUCUUGUGUUAUCGAUAUGUACUAUAUUUUGCAAGUUUCACAUUUCUUAUGGAUGAAAAAAAAAGAAAUGCAUCUGGUCAAAACAGUAUACAGUCAGUCUUACACCCAGAGACUCCGGAGUAGAGUAGAAUGCUUUUAAAUGUACCACACAGUUGUUAUCCCGUUCAAGAACCUGUGAAUAAGAACAUGUACAUAUAACAAAACUUUUGUAAAGAGAUAUAUUUUUUAUGCAAUUAAAGCAUUUGUAAGUUAUUGAAUAUGUUGUGUAAAAUUUCACAUGUAAAUGUCAUGUAAGAUCAAAAAAAUUUGUAUUUUUUCUUUAUCAGCAAUGUAUAAAUCGUUAAUUUAUAUAUAAAAUAUAAA